Molecule: messenger RNA, 351 nt
Organism: Batrachochytrium dendrobatidis JAM81
Lineage: Eukaryota; Fungi; Chytridiomycota; Chytridiomycetes; Rhizophydiales
Exons: 1
Coding region: 1-351 (116 amino acids)
Source: RefSeq, a predicted model, not a curated record
AUGAUUCAUGACGAGUCGGGCAAUACUGUUUCAAAUCAAGUGACUGGAUUGAACGAACGGGAUCAGAGAACCUUUGAUCGUAUAAGACAAAGGCUUGUAGCGUCUAAAAAGAUUGCAAAAGAAAAACGCGAAGAAUAUUGGGAUUAUGAAGCCAUUGGACUGGAGCAACAGUCAGCGUUAGAAAGGGGAGAAGAGAUAUCAGGGUCAACGUACGAUCCAAAUGUUGAAAAGAAAUUAAAAGAAGAGUAUGUAGCGGCAAGGAUAAAAGUAUCCAGUAUCAGACAAGACUUUAAAAGGUUUAUGAAAAGACGUGGUUUAGAAUUUCAAGAGCCAGAUUCAGAUUCAGAUUGA